This is a messenger RNA of Candidula unifasciata, 777 nucleotides long. The record is from the annotation of a GenBank genome assembly. Lineage: Eukaryota; Metazoa; Mollusca; Gastropoda; Stylommatophora; Geomitridae.
AUGUUCACACUAACGUAUCCCAAUCUCACACUAACGUGUGUCAUUCUCACACUAACGUAUGCCAUCCUCACACUUACAUAUGCCAUCCACACACUAACGUAUUACAAUCUAACACUAACGUAUCCCAAUCUCACGCUAACAUAUGCCAUCCUCACACUAACGUAUCUCAGUCUCACACUAACUUAUGCCAUUCUCACACUAACGUAUCUCAGUCCCACACUAACUUAUGCCAUUCUCACACUAACGUAUCUCAGUCUCACACUAAUGUAUGCCAUCCUCACACUAACGUAUCUCAGUCUCACACUAACGUAUGCCAUCCUCACACUAACAUAUCUCAGUCUCACACUAACUUAUGCCAUUCUCACACUAACGUAUACCAUUCUCACACUAACAUAUGCCAUUCUCAUACUAACAUAUCUCAGUCUCACACUAACGUAUGCCAUUCUCACACUAACGUAUCUCAGUCUCACACUAACGUAUGCCAUUCUCACACUAACGUAUCUCAGUCUCACACUAACAUAUGCCAUUCUCAUACUAACAUAUCUCAGUCUCACACUAACGUAUGCCAUUCUCACACUAACGUAUCUCAGUCUCACACUAACUUAUGCCAUUCUCACACUAACGUAUACCAUUCUCACACUAACAUAUGCCAUUCUCAUACUAACGUAUAUCAGUCUCACACUAACGUAUGCCACUCUCACACUAACAUGCCAAUCUUAUACUAACAUAUGCUAUUCUCACACUAACGUAAUCAAUUCUCAUACUAACGUAUCUUAG